GGACAUCGACAAAGUGGACGACUUGAUGUCCGAAAUCACCGAACAGCAGGACAUCGCCCAGCAGAUCUCGGAUGCCAUAUCUAAGCCAGUCGGCUUCGGGGACGAUGUAGAUGAGGACGAGCUGCUGGCUGAACUGGAAGAGAUGGAACAGGAAGAUCUGGAUAAGGAGCUUCUGAAUGUUGGGGAGGCCAGCCCGGAGCUCCCCAAUAUCCCCUCUUCUCGCCUCCCCAGCGUGCCAGCUUCCAAAGUGCCAUCGGCCUCCCUGGAUGAGGAAGACGAGGAAAUGAAACAGCUUGCCGCCUGGGUGUCGUGAUGCAUUGUGGGAAAUUCCUCCCCUUCCUCGCCUCCCUCGGUUUUUCUUCGAAGAAAUAGGCAGAGACGGAGAGGAGGACCAAUUUUCUCCCCUCCGGUUUCCAGGGCCAGGAAAGUCACGGGGAGGGGCGGUGGUGGUGGGGGGGAGGAGGACGAAAAAAAGGGGAGGGCCAGAAGUCACACCCACACCCUGCCUAAAAAUGACCUUACGUGCCGAAUGUAAAGAGUUUUAUAGACAGAUUUAUAUAAAUAUAUCUAUAUAUCUAUAUAUCUAUAUCUACAAUAUAGAAAAGGAGCCUGUUUCCGGGAGGGAGGGGUGUCGUGGCUUAAAAGACCUCCCUCUCCGCCCCCCCCCAGAUGAAGACUGAAUCUUGAAAUCAUCUAGAGAUUAACUUUCUUUCUUUUUUUCAGUUUUCCCCCCAAAAAAGAAAAAAUACAGGAUUUUUGUCGGGCUCUGAAAGAGCGGACGGCGUGACACACGCAAACACAGCCCGAAAAAUGAAGUUUUUUGGGGAAAAAAACAAAUUCUUGAGCGUUUUUGACCCUCUGUUCUUGUCGUUCGCUGUCUGGCUAUCUGUCCGAUUUUGGGGCGUUGACUGUCGGUCCCUCUCUCCUUUUGGGGAAGUGGGUGUCCGCUUUGUCUGUUGCCAAACAUAUCAAUACACCC
This is a messenger RNA of Thamnophis sirtalis, 979 nucleotides long. The record is from RefSeq and is a predicted model, not a curated record. NCBI's taxonomy places the organism in Eukaryota, Metazoa, Chordata, Lepidosauria, Squamata, Natricidae.